Molecule: messenger RNA, 2007 nt
Organism: Mycotypha africana
Lineage: Eukaryota; Fungi; Mucoromycota; Mucoromycetes; Mucorales; Mycotyphaceae
Exons: 6
Coding region: 100-2007 (635 amino acids)
Cellular component (GO): cytosol; nucleus; mitochondrial outer membrane
Source: RefSeq, a predicted model, not a curated record
CAUAUGUUGAUAAUAGUGGCCAAUUUUCAUUGUAUCAGCAUUCUGGUAGUGCACUAACCGAUGCCUGCCUUUUUAUAUAAUUUUUUGUAGAGCGUCAUAAUGUUGCGCCACCUUUCAAAGAUAGCUACAAAAUUUACUGGUGGUAGUCCAAGGACCUCAGACUGUAAUGUAGAUAUAAUCGAUGAAUAUAUCAUUGGGUUGAACAAAUUGGAAAUGGGCAUCGAGAAAGUGCUGGACGAUAAGAUCCUGGAUGCUCUCGGUAUAUUCAAUUGCUCAAGUUCUGAAGAUAAAGAACUGUCAAGCUCUUCACCAUACAUUGCAUUUGGAAAGGCUCUUUUUGACUAUAUAACAGCUAUGCUGACUUUGGACAUGCACGAAAUUGACGAAGUUGCUGGGAUAUUGGAGAAGCUCCAAUUACAGUUAUUACGUUACAUGAAUGACUGCAAGAAAAGGAGAAAGUCAGCAACAGCAGCAACAGUGAAUAAUCACAAUAAAACCGAAGUACAUCUAGGCCUAUUGAAUGCUCACUGCACUUUUAUGAUGGCCACAUUACAGAUUGUGCGGAAUAGCUGGUUCGAUAAUAUCAAGGCAAUUUACGAUUUUCGAAAGGCACUAAAAAUAUACGAGACUCUGCUUGAAAAACAACUGGGAAUAACAAUACAGCAGUGCACAGUAUCGUCUUUUGAUCGAAUGCAUACACCAGCCCGUACCGAUGGAAAAAUCCUGAAUGAUGAUCUACUCGAAAGCGGUAUAUAUUUUGGUCUUGGUUUGUUUAAUAUGGUGCUAUCACUGUCACCUUUAAAAGUUAGAAAGAUAUUGAGUAGCUUGGGGUAUCGUUCAACAUUAGCAAUGUCAAUUCAUUUGUUGGAAAGGUCUCAAGAAAGUUCCACAAUGUAUUCACGCCUAAGCUCAAUACCACAAUUCAACAGCUUUUUAAGCGUUCAAAAAGGAAGAAAAUUACUAGAGCAGUUGAAACAAAAGUUUCCAAAUGGCCGUAUAUGGUACAUUUUUGAAGCAAAGUUACAGCUUUUAGCAGGGGAUUCAGCGGAAGAAUGCCUAGAUUUACUCAAUAAAGCGAAGGAACCUACUAAUGCAUCUCAGCAAAUUUUAAAUACUGCCGGUCUUUCAACAACGAUCGUUCCAAGGAGUAAUGAAAAUAGCUUAAAACAGUUAUCAAUAACUGGCUUUUCACAAUUCCGUUGUUGGAUAUUGCAUGAAACAGGAUGGACACAUAUGUAUUCCGGCAACUAUCUACUUGCCACAGAGGCUUUUUUCGCUUUGGAAACCCUCUGUAAAUCUUCAAGUCUAUUUUAUCAUUACAUAGCCACGUGUUGUAUGCUGGCAGCAGGUUUAUAUGAAAGAGCCUCUCUUGAAGCACGACAAAUGGUUAAUAUACUCGACCAUAAAAAAAAGAAAGGAUACAGACUAUCAGCUAAUGAACAAUAUAUCGAAGCUAAAGUGCGCUAUUGGAACGGGCUUUCUAACUCUGCAACAAGCAAAAAUAACUUGAAAGAUGUAUUACGAGCAUAUCAUGCAGAAGCAGCCCCAGUCUGGGAGCUUCUCUAUCUGUGGAACGGUCUUCAAUAUUGUAAAGAGGAGCUACUUAUUGGAAUAAAAGAAGGUUUAUCAAACUUGCUGGUCAACAACGGUAGACAAAAUGGAGACAAUGUAUCCCCUUUACACCAUCUAAUUGUGGGCGUUAUCUGCCGUGAUAAGGAGGGUAGUUUAGAUCAAGCCUUGAAUCAUUUUGAGUCAAUACUAUCUAUACCUAUAACAGAUUAUGAUAAACACCAACAAUGGGCAAUACCCUAUGCGAUGUAUGAGAUUGCUGUUACAACGCGUCUAACAGUAAAUGAAGAGGACAAUGGAAAUGCGAUAACUAUUUGGAUACGGAAUAUCAAGAACUACUAUAUACAGAAUCAGGAAGAUAAGGAAUGGGAUAAUCGAAUGGAGCUAAGAUGUCAAUUGCUUAGUGAAUCAUGUGUUAAAUCAAAGGCAAAACAAUAA